Messenger RNA from Drosophila suzukii, 748 nucleotides. RefSeq names its product MICOS complex subunit MIC13 homolog QIL1 (gene QIL1). NCBI's taxonomy places the organism in Eukaryota, Metazoa, Arthropoda, Insecta, Diptera, Drosophilidae. Gene Ontology annotation, cellular component: mitochondrial crista junction; MICOS complex. Gene Ontology annotation, biological process: cristae formation. The record is from RefSeq and is a predicted model, not a curated record.
ACUUUUGUGAGUGCCUACCCAUCUCUAUCACUCCGACAAUAAUAUGAAGUAGAAACAGGAAAUUUUCCAAAAUUUUGAACGAAAACGACCAGACUCCCGGUUUGGAUACAAGCAAAGCUCCCAAGUGACUGUCACACUCUCUUCCCCAAAACAAACGAAUCAACAUGGUUGUUGGAUUUCUGCUGCGCGGCGGUCUGCUGGGCGGAGCCGUCUACUACACACGCCAGGUGGGCAUCUGGGGCGACUCGGACCAGUCGGACAAGCUCUACAACACCGUGAAGUCGGAACUGUGCCCUUAUGUCGAGAAGGCGAAGAAGCAACUGCCCUUCGAGGUGCCGCAGUUGCCCAGAACCGGCGAGAUGCGCUUCCUGGCCAAGCACUACUACAACGAGGGCGUGAAGAACACCUUCCGCUUCAUCCACAUGCUGCCCUGCUACGCGGGCAGGGGUCUUAAGAAGGUCACGGACACGUUCCAGGACUUUGCCAAGUCCCCGGCGAUUACCGGCGGUGAGGAGUCCAGUCCGGCGAAGUAACUUAACCAACUGCUCUUCAAUGGCAGGCUGUUUUCGUGUUAGCUCAUAGUUAGCCUAUUGGGUAAUGUCGUUGUAAUGUGUCGUUAUUCCUCGAUCCGCCCGUCAGCGGAUCCGCGACUUUAGAUCUGUUCUCGACGUACUGAAACGCAUCGAACUGGAACUUCCAGUUUAGAAAUAAACUAAUUUACGUGGUAAGCACUAAGAUCGCCCUGAAA